AGACCAAUUAGACAGGACGGUCAUAUCGACAUGAGGAAAUUUGUUCCUUGAACCUCUUUUGAUAUUUAUUUCAACCGUUUCAGGAUCCAGGUGAACUCCAACGAUUUCCUUCCAAAUCUCUCUCUCUCUCUGCAACUUCUUUCACGGUUUCGGAUUCUUUUCUUCUGUUAUUGGCGAAGAACAAAUCUUUAUCAAUCUUUUCUUCCCCUUAACUGCAGCUGUCCUUUCUUUUUCUGGCCCGCCAUUCUCAUUCCCGCCUCUCCUAGUCGUAAUUGCCUGUAUUAAACGAGCUACGCAGGGCCGAAUUUCGAUUGCCAUCGUCAAUAAACAGUCAUUAGAGAGGAGGUGAGAGUGUGGAAAGCGUUCUUGGACGGUCUUUGGUUGAUGGGUAGGUGAGAGAUGGGCGUCAGAUUGUCUGGAGGCACCCCAAAGUCUACACAGAAUGUCCGGCAACGCCACAGCAAUAGCGGGUACGCAUCGAGCGGCGAGGAUCUCGAGGACGACGCGUCCUCGCAGGCGGUGUACACCCCGCGGCCGCAGAGUCCGAGGGUUGGCGUCUCUGGUGUGCUGGAGUUCGUCUUCUGGAUUCUCUCAUCCGCCUUUAUCAUCUACUAUGGAGAUGGCCGGUCGAACUUCAUCUCCAUGUUGCUCUGGGAUACCCGAAUUAGGAGAGUGGCGCUCAACCUUGGCUUUAUAUGUAUAAGUUUGAACUGUGCUAUUGUUGUCUACACAACAUGGUGGCGAAUUAAACAAGAUGAUGAGAGUUUUGAUGCAUCAACUUCUACUGCUGUACAAAUUGUGGUCAUGAUUGGGAUCCUUUCCUUUUUAACGUUUUCUGUUGCACUGUGGCCAAUUUGGAGCUUCUUGACCUUGCCUCUUCUGUUGACAUUGCUUAUGGCUUUCAUUGCUGUAUCACAACACAUUCCACCAUUCAGAAAAUUCAGGUCACAAGCUGAUCUUCUGCGUGAUGACUGAACCUUCAUCAGUUGAAAACUUGAAGUAUCUGAACAGCUAUAGGCACCUUGUCAUUUGGACGUUUGGCACUUGAAGUUUGAUUAAAAAUUUCUGCCACAUUGAAAAGGAAGAUGAUUCUCUAUGGCUUUCUUCACGAAAGUUCGGAUGACUAUUGACAGAUAAGUAUGGUCAUAUAUGGUGAUCUCGGGGUUUACAGAAUUCAGUUUCGAAAAUUCUUUACCUUCAAUUUUUUUUUUUCCAUUUUUUCUUGUGAAGAGGUUGGAGGGUCAUGUGGGAGUUGAAAUUUUAGUCGUACAGGAGGUUACCUGGAAUUCUUUUUUGUCGUUUGAUUUGUAUCAUACAGUGGUUGUUCAGAAGUUGCAGAAGAAAGUUUGAUAGAAAUUAGAAUAUACUUAGUUUCAUAUUC
This is a messenger RNA of Nymphaea colorata (pocket water lily), 1381 nucleotides long. RefSeq lists its product as uncharacterized. The coding region runs from base 400 to 975 and encodes 191 amino acids. NCBI's taxonomy places the organism in Eukaryota, Viridiplantae, Streptophyta, Magnoliopsida, Nymphaeales, Nymphaeaceae. The record is from RefSeq and is a predicted model, not a curated record. The transcript has 4 exons.